AUGCAGGAGAGACUGAGGAAAGCCGAGGAGGACGUGGACGAGGAGGAUGUUGAUGAAGAACCUGAAGAAGAUCUGACAGUGGAGCAACUGCAGGUGAAAGCUGAAGAAGGAGAUGCCAGAGCCCAGACUCGGCUGGGUCAGCACUAUCUUCUUCUUGCUGAUGAGAAGGACACAGAGCAAAACAACCGUUUAGCUGUCAGCUGGCUCAUUAAAGCAGCAAAACAGGGAAGAAAAGGUGCUGCCAAGAUUCUGCGCCGUUGUUGGAUACAGAAAAAAGGGAUUACACUUGAGAAUGAAGCCGACGUACGAAAGUUGUCAACUGAGAGUAAGUUUGAGCUGGCGGUGCGUAAAGCGGCCAUGAUGAUGUACUGGAAGCUCAACCCAGACAGGAAAUCAAAGGUUGCAGUGGCGGAAAUGCUUGAGAAUGUGAGCCAGGUCAACACAGCUCCAGGUGGCACUGUAAGCAAUAUUGACGCCCCAACAUCCAGCCAGACACAAAAAGUACUAGAGAGCAUGGUCAGCAAUGAGGCCAAAGAGAUGGUGGACCUGGAUGACUUUGUUGAGAUGACUAAAAACUAUGCUCAAGGAAUUGUUCAGUCUACACCUGCAAAUGAUGACAAGGAAACAAAUCAAUCCGAAAAAUCUGGAUUUUUAACCAGCAGCUAUAAGUGUAAAGCUGAGUCUGCUCCUCCAGUUGGCAGAAAGCACCACAAAAGUACAUGGGGUGGAAUGAUGCUAGAAACCAACCAGACAGUGGCCUUGAAAAGAGCCAUGGAUAUGAAAUCACGCUUAGUGAUGCUGCAGUAUCCAUUACAUGGGAUUAUCGAGGUGAAGGAGCGCCUUGUGGACUGGGCCUCUCGAGCUGGUGUGCAGUGGCUGAGCACCAUUAUUCCAACACAACACGUCAACGCGCUCAUUUUCUUCUUCAUCAUCAGCAACCUCACCGUGGACCUGUUUGCAUUUGUCAUCCCACUACUGGUUUUUUACCUGUCCUUCAUUGCCAUGAUCAUCUGCACUCUGCGUGUAUUCAAGAGCAGCAAGACAUGGGAAAAUUUCAAAACCUUGACGUCUCUGCUAACACGUUUUGAGCCUGGGUUGGAUGUGGAGCAGGCUGAAACCAACUUUGGCUGGAACAAUCUGGAGCAGUACAUAUAUUUCAUCAUAUCAGUCUUCUUUGUCAUCUUCUCCUUCCCUGUGGCGGACAAGGGCUGGAUCCCUUGCUCUGAGCUCUCCACUGUGGCCAUUUUCUUCACAGUGAUCAGUUACCACAGUCUCAGUCCAGCUGCAGCAAUGUAUGCACGAAAAGCAAUGCUUAUAGAGGUGGCAUCAUUUUUAUGUGGCAUGACGCAGUUUUUGCCUGAGAAAAUGACUGCAUUGCGAUUACUGGGACACACCUUUGCCACAGUGCCUUUGGGGGAAUCUGUUGUGUUCAAGCUCAGUCUCCCCUGCCUCCUCUAUGCCUAUCUGUUCUUUCUGAUAUUCAGAAUGGCCGUGUUGCGUGGAUUUCGAGGCACAUACUGCUUCCUGGUGCCAUACCUGGUGUGUUUCAUGUGGUGUGAGUUCUCUGUGGUGCUCCUCCAGCAUUCGUCUGCCGUGGGCCUGAUCCGCACCUGUGUGGCCUACUUCCUCUUUCUGUUUGCCUUACCUGUUCUUGCCUUUGGCCUUGCUACUAUGCUUUUCAUCCAAGUCUUUAAGUGGUUUCUGGAGCUUGAGCUGACCAAAGUGAUCGUCACCCUGAUUGUGUGUGCCAUCCCGGUCACCCUGCGCCUCUGGACUCGAUUCAGCACCUCCAUCUUGGAUGUUCUCAGAUCUCUGACGCACCGUGGACCUGUCAAACUCAUCCUGCUCUGCAUCUCCAUGGUGCUUUUAUUUUUUGCAGUUUAUAUAUAUUACGCCGAAGGACAAAAAGUAUACAACUCAACUCUCACCUGGCACCAGUACAGCGAGGCAUGUGGUCCACCAUCUUGGAAGUCUAAAGGAAUGGCUCAAACUCAGAUCUUCUGCAGCCACCUGUAUGGACACAGAGUGACCUGGACUGGGCGCUUUAAGCAUGUCCGUGUGGCAGAGACUGAGAAUGGAGCUCAUUCUGUUAUCAACAUGCUGCCUGUUUUCAUGGGAGACUGGCUGCGGUGCCUCUAUGGAGAAACUUACCCUAAAUGUGACCCUAAGAAUACCACAGAGGAAGAAGAGCUUUGUGAGAUAAAGGCUCUGGCCAAACACACCUGCCAUGUCAAACGCUUUGAUAGUUACCGCUUUGAGGUGACAGUGGGGAUGAUCUACGAGGGACAUCCUGAAAAAGAGGAUCCUGCCCGAGAUAUACUUUUAAUGGCCACUCAUGAGUUUAGGCAAGUUUUGUUAAAUUUGGACCCUGGAAACCUGGUGGAGUUCAGCACUAAACUGGAAGGGCGUUUGGGGGCCAAAGCUCCGGCGUUUGAGCUGAAGGCAAUUCACUGUCUGGACUGUCCCUCCUCACUGCUGACAGGAGGAAGGCAGGUGAAGAUCGAGAGGAACUGGAGACGCACCACAAUGAGAGCCUUAAAGUUUGCUUUUGAUUUCUUCUUCUCUCCAUUUCUAUCGGCAAAAAUCUCACCAUAAAGAAGACAUAAACACCAAUAGUCAUUGUUUACAAUUAUUUUUUGUUAUAAAAGUAAAUGCAACAAAAAAUAUUUUAAACCCUUAAAUCACACUACAAUGCAAUUAUUUAUUGUUUGUAUCUAAACAGAUGCACAACAGAAACAGAAAAAUCUAAAACAUGAUUGAAAUUGUUUCCUGAAAAUACAUGUAUGUAUUAAAUGAACAUUCUUUAGACUUAAAAUAUUUUCUUAUAGAAUUUUAGCACUGAUUUAGCACUCUUGUUGUUUUUUUUUUGUAUUGUAUGUGUUUGCAAA
This is a messenger RNA of Boleophthalmus pectinirostris (great blue-spotted mudskipper), 2888 nucleotides long. RefSeq names its product Wolfram syndrome 1a (wolframin) (gene wfs1a). NCBI's taxonomy places the organism in Eukaryota, Metazoa, Chordata, Actinopteri, Gobiiformes, Gobiidae. The record is from RefSeq and is a predicted model, not a curated record. The transcript has 12 exons. Gene Ontology annotation, molecular function: protein binding. Bases 1 to 2595 code for a protein of 864 amino acids. Gene Ontology annotation, biological process: calcium ion homeostasis; endoplasmic reticulum unfolded protein response. Gene Ontology annotation, cellular component: endoplasmic reticulum; endoplasmic reticulum membrane.